Phymastichus coffea is the source of this 738-nucleotide messenger RNA. RefSeq names its product lipase 3-like. The transcript is spliced from 4 exons. Bases 1 to 738 code for a protein of 245 amino acids. Lineage: Eukaryota; Metazoa; Arthropoda; Insecta; Hymenoptera; Eulophidae. The record is from RefSeq and is a predicted model, not a curated record.
AUGACCACCGAGGACGGCUACGUUUCAGCGAUGCACAGGAUAACCGGCAGUCCGCUCGGUCCGAAAGCUGCUGGCAAACCGGUCGUCGGAACUGAUGGUCGUUCUGGAGCCCGACAACUGCCUCUCGCGCUGGCGGACGCCGGCUACGACGUCUGGCGAGGCAACCUCAGGGGCAACUCGCUGUCGAGACCGCAUCGCGAGCACUCUCCCGGGAGCGGUGCGUUUUGGAACUUGAGUUUGGACGACAUGGCCUCCAAAGACUUGAGCAAGUUGAUCGACUUCGCUCUCGAGAAGUCGGGAGGACGCAAGUUGACCUACGUGGGAUACUCCGUGGGCGCGACUCUGAGCAACGUGCUCCUGGCCGAGAAGCCCGAGUACAACGAGAAAAUGGAGCUGCUCGUGAGUUUGGGCCCGUCCGUCUAUUUCCUGCACUACUCGACUAGUUUCAGGAGCGUGAAAAUGCGCGGCCUCGCGUCAGUGUUAUCGGCCCGCGUACCGACGAUCCUGAGCUACUCGCCGGCAGGCACCUCCUACAAGACGCUCGAGCGUCUUUCCGCGAGAAUUCCACAGGGAAGCCGACCAAGUACGACUACGGGUGCGCCUCCACGCGGUUCUGGUGCUCCAACGACGACUACUAUCGGACUCCCAGUCCGCCUGAGUACGGCCUGCCCCAACGCGAGCGUUCCGGUGGCGAUUCUGCACGCACCCAACGACUCGUUCGUGUCGGACGCGAGGUAA